Corythoichthys intestinalis (scribbled pipefish) is the source of this 1589-nucleotide messenger RNA. RefSeq names its product CKLF-like MARVEL transmembrane domain containing 6 (gene cmtm6). The record is from RefSeq and is a predicted model, not a curated record. Bases 121 to 693 code for a protein of 190 amino acids. NCBI's taxonomy places the organism in Eukaryota, Metazoa, Chordata, Actinopteri, Syngnathiformes, Syngnathidae. Gene Ontology annotation, cellular component: membrane. The transcript is spliced from 5 exons.
ACUCAUCAGCUUGCGGCGAAAGUAAUACUCAAUGCGGAAGUUGUGAUCUCGUCAUUCUUUUUUAGGUACGGACAACUACGCGGCUAGUUUUUCGGUGGCAAACAAUUCGAACGUUCGAUCAUGGCCCAAGAUGAAGUUUACUCCUCCACGACGGUGCCGAAUCCGAAUACCGGUUGUUUCCUGGUACCAACGCAGCAUCUGGACAAAGUGCGCUUUGUCGUGAAGAUUCUAGAAGUGCUGCUGUCCCUGGUGGCGUUCAUCCUGGAGGAAGUGGUGGCCGUUUGCAUAAAAUGUACAGCUCUGGAGUUCUUUGAGUUUGUCAGCUGCACGUCGUUCCUCUUCACCGCUCUGCUCCUCGUCCUUCUCUCCACAAACCUGCACCUUAGGGUGGGAAUCAACUGUUGGUCCAGCCUGGACUUUUGGUACACGACGAUCAUCGCCUUGGUUUUCUUCAUCGCCUCCAUCAUCUUUGCUGCCAUCAACAACGACAGUCCUCUGGAGAAAAGUGCUGGGGCAUUUGGUUUCCUAGCAACACUGGCUUUCGUGUUUGACCUCUUCCUAUUUUGGAGGACGUACGGACUUCCCUUCGCCAAAGGGGACAAGCCACAGCCCAGUAACGACGUCCGAACGGCGGACCCGGAAGUCCCAGCUGAGACGGAGAAGCUCAACACGGACGCCACCGCGGCCGAGUGAUUAAGUUCGAUUCGCGGGCGUCAUUAAAGGUCAAACAUUUUCACCCGCUAGGAGGCGCUCUAGUGGGUCUGACUUUCUCUCUUUGUACUACUAAGGCCAUUUUAGGUCAGACACUCAGGAAAUAAACAAUCAGCUUUUUGUUUUUUUGUAUUCUUAAUUAAGCGCGUCAACAUAAAGUCCCAUUUCUGUGACGGCGUUUUCAGAAAUAGUCACUUAACUCAAAAUUUUCUGGACUAAGACGAUAAAAGAUGUUCUAAAAUCACAUUUUCAUCGUUUUUCACCUUUAUUCUGUAAAUAUGGUUUCAGUCACGCAAUCACAUGUCCAAGUAAACGUUCUUCAAGCAGUAACACGUGAAUGAAAAUAUCGGCUACUAGUAAUAAGAAGCUUCUUCAUGUAUGUUGUUGUUUUUUUUUUUUUUGAUAAAGGACCACUAUUUAUGUUUAAUUUCUAAUCAAUGGUUGCUUAUUAUGAUGCAUUGCUAGGUCAAAAAUGUUUGAAUUUUUGCUUACACGCUUAAAAACUUGAAUCUUUUGUGUCAAACUGCUGAGCUGUCUUCGUGAUUCAUUGCUGUAUGAAGUUAGGAUGCAAAAUAGCGGUUCUAAAAUUAAUUGUGGCUUUAUUAAAUACCAACUUUUCGACUGGAAUCUCAUUGUGUCAAACUGUUGAGAUGUCUUAAAGUCUUUCGUUUCUGUACGAAGUUAGGAUGGAAAAUAUAAACGGUUCAAAAAUGAAUCUUGUGCCUUCAUUAAAUACUAACUGUAGUGUGCAUUUAUGUUCUAUGUGGAAAAAUACAAGCAUGUAGCACGUGUUCAUUUGCUGUAUUAAGAUGGUGACAAGUCAGUUUGUAUGUAUUUUUUCAAUGAUUGAUUAUAAUAAAAGUACCACUAAUGUUCAA